GGACCUGUACAGUAUUAGAAUGGACUGCAGAUGCCACAGCUCGGGCAAUUGUGAUAGGCUUUCUAAUCCUAUCCUUUUCAAUAUACUUAGCCAAAUGGACCAUAGCAGGCCUCAUGAAAACAGCUACAGUUCAGUCUCUCACAGAUGUACCUGUGAGAUGCGGCGAACGGUAGGACUCAAAAGGCCAUCUGAGGUCUGCAAAGAAGCCUCCGUUGUACUGGUAAAAACUGUUCACUUCAUGAAGAAUCUACCUGCGUUUAACCAGCUCCCCCCAAAAGACCAGUACCUGCUGCUAAAAAACUGCUGGGCUCCUCUCUUCAUCCUGGGAUUGGCUCAGGAGCAUGUAGACUUUGAUGUGAUGGACACACCAGCCGACAGCAUGCUGAAGAAGAUCCUUCUGAACAGACAACAGGGCCCUGACACAGACAGGGAGCAGCCCACUAUGGCUGGGGUCAGCAAACUUAAGUAUUGCUUGAAAAAGUUCUGGAGCCUGGAUUUGAGCCCAAAGGAAUAUGCAUACCUUAAAGGAACUACGAUAUUUAACCCUGAUGUCCCAGACCUGAAAGCAGGCUUGUUUGUAGAGGGGCUGCAGCAGGAGGCCCAGCACGCCCUGAGUGAAGUGGUGCAGCUGCUGCACUCAGGGGACAGGGGGCGCUUUGCUCAGAUCCUGCUCACAGCCUCCUCUCUGCAGAGCAUCACACCAGGCUUCCUCACUGAACUCUUCUUCAGGCCUGUGAUUGGCCCUGCAGACCUGCUGGAGCUUAUGGUGGACAUGCUCUUCAAGGACUCUAUAGACUCAUGGUCUUAGGCCUUUCUUUAUCUGAGAAAUUACUUUUCCGCUGUAACUCUUGUAUACUGAUAUUUUUGUACCCUGAAUGUGCAUUUGUUUAAAUA
This is a messenger RNA of Periophthalmus magnuspinnatus, 894 nucleotides long. RefSeq names its product nuclear receptor subfamily 0, group B, member 2a (gene nr0b2a). The coding region runs from base 20 to 808 and encodes 262 amino acids. Gene Ontology annotation, cellular component: nucleus; cytoplasm. NCBI's taxonomy places the organism in Eukaryota, Metazoa, Chordata, Actinopteri, Gobiiformes, Gobiidae. Gene Ontology annotation, molecular function: transcription corepressor activity; transcription factor binding. Gene Ontology annotation, biological process: negative regulation of transcription by RNA polymerase II; circadian rhythm. The record is from RefSeq and is a predicted model, not a curated record. The transcript has 2 exons.